Molecule: messenger RNA, 1527 nt
Organism: Annulohypoxylon maeteangense
Lineage: Eukaryota; Fungi; Ascomycota; Sordariomycetes; Xylariales; Hypoxylaceae
Exons: 1
Coding region: 75-1238 (387 amino acids)
Biological process (GO): regulation of DNA-templated transcription
Molecular function (GO): zinc ion binding; DNA-binding transcription factor activity, RNA polymerase II-specific
Source: RefSeq, a predicted model, not a curated record
CACUAUUGCAACUCUGUACUUUUCGCCCGGAAUAGGUGGAACGGCGGAAACUAGUUAGAAUAGAAUCUUUGAACAUGAUCUCGCGCCAGAAGUCAUGUGUUCCAUGCGCGAGAGCAAAACGCCGAUGUGAGCCGCAAACUCCGAAGUGUCCUCGUUGUUUACAGAGGGGCACUCAUUGCUUCUACAAGAAUCAACCGGUCAGGAGCCUCGAUCGAAGACAAGACCCUCUUCAGCUACAAUCUAUUGCUAAAGACCGAGCCCCUGGCAUCGAUAACCGAAGCGGGAAACCGCUCCUUAACGGUGACUCAUCAAAUGAGUACCGAACGGGAGGGUCGGGUGAGACAAUCGGCAACCCUUCAGGUCGCGAAUUAUCUCUUCUUAGCUCUCGACAGAUCCGAAUGCCCGGGCUCCAUCCGACUUGCCCUUUCAUCAUGCCGGUAUCAUUAUUAAAUGCCGACUCCGUUCCCACAUUAACUCACACCGUCAUGAGUUGGCCGGGGAAAUUUCUACGAAAGUUAGAGAUUCCUUUCAUCCAUUCAUCACAGCUGGAUACACCACCGCUUCCUCUCCCCCUCGAAGAGGCAUUUAGCGCAUGUGCUAGUUACGCGGCUAAAAGGGAGGCGACUAAGAGUCUUGUGAUGAACAUAAUUGAAAGGAGGGUGGCACAGCUUAUCGAUUUGGAUCCCUCCAACAUGUCGAUUGAGGCACAUACUGCGUCAUUGCAGGCCUUUCUAAUUCUCCAUCUCAUCCAGCUCUGGGAUGGCGACGUUAGACAACGCACACAGGCGGAGAUGCAUUCUUACAUUCUCGAAAGUUGGGCCCUGCAACUGCACAUGCGUGCGACGGAAGCUUCGAAAGGACAGGACAUAGCCUCAGCCCAGACCUGGGAUUGGUGGGUUAUGAUUGAAAGCGCGCGGCGCACCGCCAUUACGACCAUGCUGACACAAGGCAUUUACGAGAUGGCGAGGUAUGGUGUUUGUUCGUACGUCCCAAACCUAGCUGACAUGCCAUUUACCGCCAACGAUGGUCCGUGGGAGGCCCAGAAUCAAAGUGACUGGAAGGAGAAGAUCGAAGGCUUAGAUGCGGCUGUUACGAAUUACGGUGAUUAUGCCAUUUCCUGUGAUGAAGCCACAUGCGGCCCCCAAAGUGAAUUCGGGAAACUCCUCCUCUUGCCGUGUCCGAGUGCUACCCAGAGAGCAACGCUCCUAUCGGGUCGGAGAGUUAGCAUACCGAGUUAAGGGUCCAUUGCUACUAUGGAGUAGAUGGAGUUGCUUAUUUUCUUAUUUGAUAAAGUCCGAGCCUCAUCAUGCCAGGAAUUUGGGCAGAGGCAGCCAUUGUAUUAUUUCUUAGAUUGGCGUCUGACAUGGGAUAUUAACUCCACUUACAGCAUGUUCGUACUACCUAGCAUCGUACAUAUAUGCGCUUAUUGUCGAUAGUUAAUGUUGUACUACACGACGAUCUAACCAUCCUUGAUGAUGCCUCAUGUCAUGUCAACCGGAGUAAUGUGGGGAAGUACGCACGAGAUAU